AUGGGUGGUUGCUCUGCCAUAAAUUGCAGUCAUCACUCAUCAAAAGGACAUCGUAUGUAUGUAUUUCYUGCCGAURAGACGYGGCGAAAACUAUGGCUCAUUAAUUGCAGAAGAGCAAAUUGGGUUCCUGGGARAGGUGCUGCUUUAUGUGAGGCACAUUUUGAAGAAAGCGAGUUUGAGCUACACAGAGCAGAUGGUCGAGUAAAACUUAAACCAAAUGCAGUACCAACUCUGUUUAAUGUCCCGCGACCUCCUAAAAAACACAAYCCAUCACCAAGAAAAUCAUUAUAUAAGCGCCUUCCAGGGAAGGAAAAAAUGAAGAGUGUUUCUUCAGAAACUAUUCCUGAUAAAAAUCUUCAACAAGUAGAAGCGGAAAUGGAAAACAUUCAUAAAUUAAUUAACACCAUGAAAGAAGAAAAUACAAAAUUAACAGAAGAACUCAAAACUAAAACAGAUAUGCUAUUGAGAAUUCUAGAAGAAAAAAAAACUACUGAAGAACAAGUGAACAAGCUGAAGAAUUUYCUAAAUGAAGACCAAAUAGCAGCAUUAAACAAUAUAAGAACACGAGAAUGGUCUCCAGAGGCAAUAAUAAAAGCAUUGAAGUUUUGCUUUGCAUUAGGGGUUCAUGGAUAUGAGUUUUUACGAAAUACCAAUUAUCCUUUGCCUGGGUACAGUACACUUACRCGUAGAUUACGUGAACUGGAAUUCAAUUUUGGAAUUUUCAAAGAAUUGAAAAUCCCACUUGCAUCCAAAGUAGACAAAUUGGAUAAAUUUUGUAUCCUCAGUAGAUGUAUAUCAAUGACAGCGGAGGUAUCAAUAAAAAUAAAAUGA
This is a messenger RNA of Diuraphis noxia (Russian wheat aphid), 831 nucleotides long. Its product is annotated as THAP domain-containing protein 2-like. NCBI's taxonomy places the organism in Eukaryota, Metazoa, Arthropoda, Insecta, Hemiptera, Aphididae. The record is from RefSeq and is a predicted model, not a curated record.